Penicillium malachiteum is the source of this 219-nucleotide messenger RNA. RefSeq lists its product as uncharacterized. The record is from RefSeq and is a predicted model, not a curated record. The transcript has a single exon. The coding region runs from base 1 to 219 and encodes 72 amino acids. NCBI's taxonomy places the organism in Eukaryota, Fungi, Ascomycota, Eurotiomycetes, Eurotiales, Aspergillaceae.
AUGGCUCCAGAAAUGUUUGGUAUUGACCCCUUUGGAAUUUUGCCGGAGAGUCGUCUUGCAUCAGGGCUAGCUGGCUGGGCUCUUGGUCCUUGCGGUGCUAGAUCAACAAACAAUGAGGACUUUGUAUGCUCAGUCCCAAAUAGCCCUCCCGGUCGAGAUUUGACUGUCUUUGUUGAACCAAAGAGCUUGCUAGCCGCUUUAGAGGAGUUGCCUGACUAA